Messenger RNA from Effrenium voratum, 756 nucleotides. NCBI's taxonomy places the organism in Eukaryota, Dinophyceae, Suessiales, Symbiodiniaceae. The record is from the annotation of a GenBank genome assembly.
AUGGCCGAGCUACGGACACAGCUGGGCGAGGAUGACGACGACGACGAGCCGGAAUACUUGCAAUUUAAGGUGAUCCUCCUUGGCGAUGGCGCCGUCGGCAAAACUUCCUUGGCGACGCGGUUCUGCGAGGAUCAUUUCGCCAAGCAGUACAAGCAGACCAUCGGUCUUGACUUCUUCGUGAAGCGAGUUGUCCUUCCCGGUGACAUCCAUGUAUGCUUGCAGAUCUGGGACAUUGGAGGCCAGUCGAUCGGCGGAAAGAUGCUGAGCAACUACAUCUACGGCUCCAGCGCAGUGGUGCUGUGCUACGACAUCACCAACUACCAAAGUUUCCAGCACUUGGAGGAUUGGUUGUUUCUUGUGAAGCGCACCUUCAACAAGAGCCCCAUGCCGUACACGGCUCUGAUGGCCAACAAGCAUGACCUUGCGCACAUCAGAUCGGUGAAAGCAGAGAAACACAAUCAGUUUGCGGAAGAGAACGACCUCUACAGCUACUUUGUGUCAGCACGAAGUGGGGACCAGGUCCACAUCUCCUUCUACCGCAUCGCGGCGGAUCUGGCUGGUGUCACCCUGACGAAGCCUGAGCUCGAGGUGGCGCAGAAGCCCACUCGGGCGGAGCUGGUGAAUCACCCCCGAAACGACCCUUCUCACCCGGAGGUGGGCGGCCGACCGAGUCUUGAGUGGCCGUCGAAGCUCCAAAUGCUUGAAGAGGCGAUUGGUGGCAAACCUGGGCUAGUGAAAGACCUGGCGUUCGGCUGA